AAUAAUCCGAGGCGACACCAGCGCAGAGCAGCGCAGGCAGCAGCACGGUGCUCACCCACCUCUCCCCCUCCCUCCCACCACCGCGUCACGCCUCCCCUCCCCUCCCCCUCUCAGAUCGCCGGGAGCCAGGGGCCGGCGAGAGGCGCGCGAAUGGCCAAGUCCAGCGCGGACGACGCGGAGCUGCGCCGGGCCUGCGCGGCCGCCGUGGCGGCCUCCGGCGCGCGCGGCGAGGAGGUGUCCUUCUCCAUCCGCGUCGCCAAGGGCCGCGGCAUCUUCGAGAAGCUCGGCCGCCUCGCCAAGCCCCGCGUCCUCGCGCUCACCACUAAACAUUCGUCAAAAGGCGAGCCAGAUAAAGCUUUUCUCCGAGUAUUGAAAUAUUCAUCAGGGGCAGUACUCGAGCCAGCUAAACUUUACAAGUUGAAACAUCUUACAAAGGUUGAGGUUAUUUCAAGUGACCCUAGUGGUUGCACAUUUGUUCUGGGGUUUGAUAACCUUAGGAGUCAGACUGUUGCUCCUCCACAAUGGACCAUGCGAAACAUUGAUGACAGGAAUCGUCUACUUUUUUGUAUCUUGAACAUCUGCAAGGAGAUACUUAGUUAUCUUCCAAAAGUUGUUGGAAUUGAUAUUGUGGAGUUAGCUCUCUGGGCAAAGGAAAAUACAUUGACACUGGAUAACCAAGAGAAUAACAACCAAGAAGGGCAAGAAACAUCUGUUGCUACUCAGACCGAGAGGAAAGUAACGGCAAAAGUUACUGUUGAAAAUGAUCUUGUAUCUCAAGCAAAGGACGAGGAGGAGGACAUGGAGGCACUUCUUGACACGUAUGUUAUGGGCAUUGGUGAAGCCGAUGCUUUCUCGGAGAGAUUGAAGCAGGAGCUUGUUGCUUUGGAAGCAGCUAAUGUCUAUCAGUUGCUGGAAAGUGAGCCUUUAAUAGAGGAGGUUUUGCAGGGUAUUGAUGCUGCUAGUGCAACCAUAGAUGAUAUGGAUGAGUGGUUGCGAAUUUUCAAUCUGAAGCUGAGGCAUAUGAGAGAAGAUAUUUCGUCGAUCGAAUCACGUAACAAUGGCUUGGAGAUGCAAUCUGUAAAUAAUAAAGGACUAGUUGAAGAGCUGGAGAAAUUGCUUGAACGGUUGCGAAUUCCGCAGGAGUUUGCAGCAUCAUUAACUGGAGGUUCAUUUGAAGAGUCACGUAUGCUGAAAAAUGUUGAGGCUUGUGAAUGGUUGACUGGGGCUAUUCGCUGCCUUGAAGUGCCCAAUUUGGACCCAUCCUAUGUUAAUAUGCGGGCUGUUAGGGAAAAAAGAGCAGAACUGGAGAAGCUGAAAAUAACUUUUGUUCGACGGGCAUCAGAGUUCUUGAGGAACUACUUCUCUAGCUUGGUGGACUUUAUGAUAAGCGACAAAAGCUACUUUUCUCAGCGAGGGCAAUUGAAGCGGCCUGAUCAUGCAGACCUAAGGUACAAAUGCAGGACCUAUGCUCGACUUCUUCAGCACUUAAAGGUCAUAAUACUCUUAAUUUUUAUUCCUAAUAUGUCAGAUUAUUACAUAUUGGCAUCAUUCCCAUUUUUACACCUAUGGUUGCUCAUUUGUGUGCAGAGUCUGGACAAGAGCUGUUUAGGCCCCUUAAGGAAGGCAUACUGUCAUUCUCUUAAUUUAUUACUUCGUCGAGAGGCACGUGAAUUUGCAAAUGAACUCCGUGCAAGUACGAAAGCACCAAAAAAUCCAGCUGUUUGGCUUGAAGGUUCUAAUAGUGGUGGCCAGAAUGGCAGUAGUGCUGAUACUUCAACAGUAUCUGAUGCAUACUCAAAGAUGCUUACAAUAUUUAUCCCGCUACUUGUGGAUGAGAGUUCCUUUUUUGCACAUUUUAUGUGCUUUGAAGUACCUGCACUUGUUCCAGCUGGUGCUCCGAACGUUAACAAGCGUAGAUCUGGAGCAAAUGACCCAGAUGAUGAUGACCUGAGUCUUAUGGAUCCGGAUGGCAAUGAUAUCAAACCAGAUAAUACGUCUGUGGAGUUGGGUACGUUGAAUGAUGCUCUUCAAGAACUGCUCGACGGAAUCCAGGAAGACUUUUAUGCAGUUGUAGAUUGGGCGUACAAGAUUGAUCCCUUGCGUUGCAUUUCGAUGCAUGGUAUUACAGAACGUUACCUUUCUGGUCAGAAAGCUGAUGCUGCAGGCUUUGUUCGCAAACUACUUGAUGACCUGGAGUCAAGAAUAUCAGUACAGUUUAGCAGGUUCAUCGAUGAAGCUUGCCAUCAAAUUGAGCGUAAUGAAAGAAAUGUGCGUCAAACGGGAAUUCUAGCCUACAUCCCAAGAUUUGCUGUCCUUGCAUCACGGAUGGAGCAAUAUAUUCAAGGGCAAUCUAGAGAUUUGAUUGAUAAAGCAUACACAAAGCUCGUUAGCACAAUGUUCACAACUUUGGAGAAAAUUGCACAAAGUGAUCCUAAAACUGCGGAUAUUGUACUGAUCGAGAAUUAUGCUGCUUUCCAGAACAGUCUUUAUGACUUGGCUAAUGUUGUGCCAACUCUUGCAAAGUUCUACCACCAGGCUAGCGAAUCCUAUGAACAAGCUUGCACUCGUCAUAUCAGCUCACUCAUUUAUCUUCAAUUCGAGAGGCUGUUUCAGUUUUCUCGAAAAGUCGAUGAAUUGACAUACACAAUAGCUGCUGAGGAGAUACCUUUUCAGCUUGGGUUGUCAAAAACUGAUCUAAGGAGGGUGCUGAAAUCAUGUUUAUCUGGGAUUGACAAGUCAAUUGGUGCCAUGUACAGAAGAUUGCAGAAGACAUUGACUUCUGAUGAAUUGUUUCCCUCGCUAUGGGACAAAUGCAAGAAAGAGUUUCUGGACAAGUACGAGAGCUUUGUCCAGAUGGUAACACGAAUCUACGGAAACGAGCCUAUAAUGCCGGUUGCCGAGAUGAGGGACACCCUUGCUAGCUUCUAGAUACAAAUGAGUUCAGCGCCAUGUAUCAUUUUCACAGUGCUGUAGCUUAUAUCUAUAUUCAAUUCAUUCUAUUGGAUUUUGCAGGUUCCCCUUUCUCUAGGCCUUUUUAGGGUGGGUUCUACAUGUAUGUUGUUUACUUGGCAAAUUGUAUGUGUGUAUAGAAAUGGAUGUGAGCAGUUGUCUGUGCAAACCAGCUCCUGUUAGUGCAAAGGAAUAUGAAUGUAACAAGUCUGGGAAUUGUGUGCAUGAUCAUCUAAACGAUGAAAGGUUUCUUGUUCA
This is a messenger RNA of Triticum aestivum (bread wheat), 3207 nucleotides long. Its product is annotated as exocyst complex component SEC3A. Gene Ontology annotation, molecular function: phosphatidylinositol-4,5-bisphosphate binding. Lineage: Eukaryota; Viridiplantae; Streptophyta; Magnoliopsida; Poales; Poaceae. The transcript is spliced from 24 exons. Gene Ontology annotation, cellular component: exocyst; plasma membrane. The coding region runs from base 151 to 2928 and encodes 925 amino acids. Gene Ontology annotation, biological process: exocytosis; Golgi to plasma membrane transport. The record is from RefSeq and is a predicted model, not a curated record.